AUGUUGGAAAAUAGUGGAUACUAUGUGGUUUAUUCAAGUCCAAGUGAUAAUAUAUUUCUUAUAUCAACCCUUUUAUCUGAUGCUCGAACGCUGAAUUUAUUAGAUGAAAUGGAAUCAGAGAUUGAUUGCAUGUUUUUUGAUUUCUAUAAUAAUUGAUUAUUUAUAUUUGGAGUGGGUUUUGAAAAAAAGUAUUUUCUUUAA
This is a messenger RNA of Blepharisma stoltei, 201 nucleotides long. The record is from the annotation of a GenBank genome assembly. NCBI's taxonomy places the organism in Eukaryota, Ciliophora, Heterotrichea, Heterotrichida, Blepharismidae.